Messenger RNA from Chara braunii, 873 nucleotides. The record is from the annotation of a GenBank genome assembly. NCBI's taxonomy places the organism in Eukaryota, Viridiplantae, Streptophyta, Charophyceae, Charales, Characeae.
CCCUGGUGACUGAUCAUGAGCCCCUGUUGGCUCUGAAGAAGUCGAAGGAUUACUCGGGCAUGAUCGGGCGAUGGGCAACGGUGCUGCAGAGUAUGGACUUUGACAUUCCUAAUCGAAAACACGAGAAACACGAAAAUGCGGACGGACUGACACGAUUGCACCGGCCUGAGAAGGUUCCAAAGGGUGAGGAGGUAAUUCCGUGGAACGAACCCGAACAGGAGAUCGGACCUCCGUACGGCCAAGUGGAGAUCUUAUCGAAGCAAGUACAGGUGACGUGGACGGGCACUAGUGAGCAUCCCACGUGGGUCGAGAAUCCGCAGCUGCUGAUCAUACAGCCUUGGAGGACUAACGUGGAAGGAGAUCUUCUUGGCCUUCUCUUCGGAUCGGUACGGCCAGGUCGACGCCACCUGAUUGCGCAGGAGCUUAUCGCACCGAUCGUGCAAUUGGCAGACGAUCUCUCGCCCGACAUCUAUUUUCAGAGUGACGACAGUCCUACUCCGUACAUUUUCGAGCGAUCAUUGGAUCCGUACCUUCAGUGGACCGCGUGCUUGGAGGAACCUAGGGACGAGGAUACCCUACCAUCGUGGCAGGAGUAUCUGAAGCCGUACGAGAUCAUCCCUCACACCUUCUAUCCGAGGGCAGAGGAAGUGGUGAUCGACGAUGACGACGACGAAGAAGAAGACGACGACGAGGAAACAUCGGAGGAGGGAAGCUAUAGUGAACAUAGCGAGGGCGAGCUGAGCGAAGGAGAAGAGGAGGAAGAAGAAACCGGAUCCGAGUGGGAAGCCUUGCCAGCGGAAGCGACGCGUACGGGAACGGAGGCGGAAGAUCCGCAAGCAGCAUGAAAGCGCGAAGAAAUUGCCACCGGGAAGC